CAAAUCUCGCGAGAUCCUGGAGCCUCGCAGACCCGCUGGUGGAGCCGUUGCCCCGCCAGCAGUCAGAGAAGCAGCCGGUGAGCAGACAUGCUGAACCGCCAGGACCCAGCCUAGCUUCCCCCUGUGCCUCCGGAGCUGAACUGAGUUAUGACCGGGGACGCCUCUGAAACUGAGCCGGUCUUUGACAACUGAGAGGCGGACACUAGAGAAGCAGAAAACCAGCUGGAAGAGAAACAGUCCAGUCAGUUCCAUUCAGUCCGCCGGUUUGACAGCCUGCGUGUGGGAAUGGCAGCUCCUCGGCCGAUAAAAGGGAUCCUGAAGAACAAGAACAGCGGCACAGGCGUCAAGUGUCUGCCCGACGAGGUGCCGCCGGAGGAUCCCGAACAAGCCCCGGGACUCUCGGAGGACGACCCGCAGAAGAAAUCGCAGAAAUGGGAUGAGAUGAACAUCCUGGCCACGUACCAUCCAGCCGACAAAGACUACGGCCUGAUGAAGAUAGACGAACCCAGCACACCUUACAACAGGAUGGUGGGGGAAGACGAUGAUGAGGGCGCACUGAGCGACUCGGACAGCCACGGUGGACUUGCAGCCGAUGACCUGGCAUCAAAGCUUGUUGCAGCAGAGGGUUCAGACCCUCGUUUUAUGAACAAAGAGGAAGAGAGCAGUGAGGAGGAGGAAGAGGAGCUGACUCCUGAAGAACAAGCCAAAAAGAACAAUUUUCAGAUGAUGAGGAAGAUGCACUACAAUGAAGGCCUAAACAUCAAACUGGCCCGUCAGCUCAUCGCCAGCGAACUAGAAGAUGACGAGGAUGCAGACGAGGAGAUGAAGGACGACACAGAUGAGGCGAGGGAGGAGACGGAGGAGAUCAGUGUCGACCCGCCACAGGAAGCUGAUUCUCUGGACUCAUAGACGAGGCCUCUCCCCCACCUUUACCAUGUGUGUGUGUCAGCUCUAGAUCCAGACAGACGAUGCUACUGGGCUCUGUGUUCUCAGCGCGGGGCCACAGAGCAGACAGCUUCAGCACCCAUACAACGCCUCUCAACAGCCAAUAACCUCACGGCCACCUGUCUGUCUCUACUUUUCCAUAGAACUGUGCAAUUUGACCUUCAAGCACACACUGUUGGCCCCUUCUUCUCUCUCUCCUGUUGCCAAGAAUUUUUUCCGGCCACCUCGUCUGGACUGAAGAAAAUGUGAUUCUGACCCUGCCAGGAGGUUUAAGGCCUUUUCAAAAAAAAAUAAGAAAGAAAGAAAAAGAAAAUAAACAGUCUGAAAACCAGAACUGUCCUCUGGCCACUUCAGUCCCUCUGCAGGCUGCGGAGCCAGUAUGCCAGCCUUGGAGCUCGCCAGGGGAAAUCCCACAGCCUCAAGAAAGACAUAUAUGAGACAUGACGACAGCGCCUGUGCCUGCUGCGCUCUUAUUUUUGUUUUGCUGUGUGACCCGCCACUCUGCUGCAGUUUUCCACCUUCAGUACUUCUCAUGAUAAAAGUUGGACAAAAUUAAGAUCAGUUUAGUUGUUUGUCUUUCUUUUAAUUUAAUUUUAAUUGUUUUACCCCAUUCACAUCCUGAUAUAUGGUUACAAUGCUGUGCCAUCAGAAUUGGAUUAUUUCACUUUACAUGACAUAAUGGUGUUAUGAUGACACAUUAAUUUAGCAUCUGUAUAUUAGUUUUGCAGUAAAUGACAACAUAGCAACAUGUAUCCAACAAUACUUACUGUUAACUGAUAUGUAUGUUGGUUUCUGUGCUGCUCAUAGUAAAAAGGCUUUUUACCCAAGAUCAAGUUAAAACAACACAGAUUUAAAAAUUACAAUGGCACUUAGCUUCAGACUUUGCCUCCGUGCUAUUUAUCUCAAGCAAGAGCAUCACACCAAACCUCAUUUCAAAUUCUGGCAAUUUUACAAACAUGUAUACCUCAUAGGACCAGACCUAAGGCCUUUUUACUAAAUUGAAUCCACCGAUAAAUUUGGCACAUAAGUUCUCAAAACAAGAGGCACUUUUUUUCUUGUAAGUAGAAACUCAAUGUUUAAAAUGUCUUUUCAUUCUUUUUCUCCUGUCCAUGAAAUUAUUUUGUGAAAGCUGAUUGCAGGACAUGUUGGUAAAAUAAAAGUUUUUCCUAGUAGAGAUUUCAGCACUUGAGGCAUUUUAAGUUCAUAGGAUGGGACCGUAGUGAAGUCCCACACUUGAGGUGUAACACAUGCUACUGAUAAACUGGACAGUGUCCUGUAGGAAAUGGCUUCUGUCUUUUAACAAGUAACAGCUUUAAGAACCAGGCUCUUAUGUAAAUCUGACAUAGAACAAACCAGCACUCACUGUUCCCCCGCUUGGAGAAAUUUUGCAUUUUCACCAUGUGAGCUUCAUUUUACAGGAUCUGUGAGUAAAUUAUUGUGAGACAGACACAAUAUAAUAGUUUUGAUUUAUUUUCUCACCUGUCUUAUAUGACCUAUUUAGUUUCUCACCUGUCUUAUAUGACAUGAUGUCUGGAAUGUCAGAAAAGAGUUACUAUAUUGAUGCUACUGAUUUUAAUUAAAGAGGAUUUUGGUGGUGGAGUUAAACCACUAGAGGGGGUGUUUCAAGGAUUUUUUUUUUAUGUUUUUGUGUCAAGAAAGUUGUUAGCAAGUCUUAAAAAAUGUGAAGAGAAAAAAACAAACAAUUUAUUGUUGUCCAAACCUAAACUUUGCAUUUAAAACCAUUGUCGACUAAGUUUGUGGAGAAUUAUCCACAACACACACCGUAUGACUUCAAGCCCAGAGAGAAACGUGUGACAUGAAAAGUGUCAAGGUGCAUCUUGUGUUGUGAUUUCUUUCCUCAAGACCCUUUAAUUCUUCACUGUGAGCAGAAGUGUUAAGAUUUUGUAUCAUGGAAAUACAAACAGUCGUAGACCAACAGUAAGACAACUGCAAAUGCAGUAUUUUUCUUUUUUGUAUAGUAUUUGGUUGCAUUUGUUUGUUUUAUCACCAUGAUUGAGGUGAAAGCAAAUCCUUUUAGUUAUUUCCACCGACCAACAAGAACCCUCGAGUCUAGUUAGCGGACAAAACAUCCAUGAUGACAUGAUUGUUGUGGAGGAACGGGAAUAUGAUGUGUUGAAUAACCGAUUUUGACAGCAUUGUUGUUGUCUUCGUAAACGGAUAGAAGGAAUAUUUAGGAGAAGCUGAGAUGAUAGUUUUAUCUUCUCUUUUGAGGAGAGAAGGACAAGACUGUCUGAAACAUGACUGACGUGAUCACCGACAUAGGUGGUUAUUACCUGUCAAAUGUGCCUCUUAUGUACAUGUGUGUAAAAUGAACCGCCUAUUCCCCAUGUUAUUGUUUCUGUCCAGUCUCACGUUUUGUUUUUUGCACCAUUUUCUCCUUGUUCGUUUGUUUGUUUUCCAAGAACGAUAGACUGUUAAGCAGUCCCAUUAUUGCACUGUGUCUCUACCAAGAUUUGGAUAUUAAAUCCAUGUUUUUGUUUGCAUUUCCAGUGUGCAUGUUCUUAAUCAUCAGAUCGUGUGUAUUCUGUUUCGUCUAUUAUUAAACAGAUGUUAGGAA
Paralichthys olivaceus (Japanese flounder) is the source of this 3523-nucleotide messenger RNA. RefSeq names its product protein phosphatase 1, regulatory (inhibitor) subunit 2 (gene ppp1r2). Lineage: Eukaryota; Metazoa; Chordata; Actinopteri; Pleuronectiformes; Paralichthyidae. Gene Ontology annotation, molecular function: protein phosphatase inhibitor activity. Gene Ontology annotation, biological process: regulation of signal transduction. The record is from RefSeq and is a predicted model, not a curated record.